CCAACACUGCCGUCACUAACGAAUUCGGCGUCCACAGCCAGGAAAUUAGCUGCAUUUUUGUUCGUCUUCACCGUAAUAGUUUUCUUUCCACUACUUUAAAGAUGUCGCCGAAAUUCAAGACCAAAAAGAUGGUUGUUAAAAUUCCGCGCCACCCCUACUUCAACGUCCACAGCGAGCACAGCGUGGAGCGGGAGGUGGAGUACCAGGUGCGAAAGUGUCGCGUGAAUUUGGAAAGGCUAAAGUCGACUACGGGCAAUACGGCUCAUCCUUUUCCCCUGAAACCGAAGCCGAAGAGAUGCAUUGUACGGGUGGCCAGGCUGCCGGACGUGGAGCGCAGCGAGAUCUCCGUCACCCCGGCCAGUUCCAUCAUAAACUCUGACAUAGACGAGGGCGCUGUUAGCGAGUAAGAUGAGUUCUAAUCACUCAAGAGAAACCUAAAUGACUGGAAAUAAUCACCUAUAUUCAUAUAUGUAUGUAGUUCUACAGCAGAAGACUUGUGUGUUCUACAAAAGCAUUACCAUUUUUACUAAACCUACGAAACUCUAUGGCUCUAGGGGUUUAUACAUCUAAACAUUAUCCAAUAAAUCACAAUUUGAUGUCAAA
Messenger RNA from Drosophila kikkawai, 603 nucleotides. It is a transcript of the gene HP4, whose product is annotated as Heterochromatin protein 4. The record is from RefSeq and is a predicted model, not a curated record. Lineage: Eukaryota; Metazoa; Arthropoda; Insecta; Diptera; Drosophilidae.